Messenger RNA from Pseudogymnoascus destructans, 1107 nucleotides. RefSeq lists its product as uncharacterized. Gene Ontology annotation, molecular function: protein binding. The coding region runs from base 1 to 1107 and encodes 368 amino acids. The transcript has 3 exons. Lineage: Eukaryota; Fungi; Ascomycota; Leotiomycetes; Thelebolales; Thelebolaceae. The record is from RefSeq and is a predicted model, not a curated record.
AUGGUGGGAAUAACUGAGGGAGGUACCCCUCCUCAAGCUCCCCAGAGCGACGACCAACACCCCAAGUCUCCGAGGGACAGCAAAGGAUGGGAUGGGAAGCUACGCGUUGAAAGGCGUCCGGUUAUGACAAAUCCAGAAGCUAUUUCCGACCCAGAGUAUUCUGACGAAGAGAACAUCCUACGGGGAGAGCAGAUCGGUCCUGAUGAGGAUCUCCUUCUAGACGAGCCAUCUGAUGUCGAGGAAAUCGAUUGCAUACAUUCACGAGUCGCCUCGGUCCCCUCUCUCAACCUCGAUAGAUUCACGAAGCUUGUUCGCCUUUGCCUGCGACAAAAUGCUAUCACGGAAAUCGAAGGGCUCUCAAGCCUUGCGGAAACUCUGAGGGACCUGGACUUUUAUGAUAAUUUAAUAUCACACAUCAAGGGCCUGGAAGACUUGACCAACCUCACCAGCUUGGACUUGAGCUUCAACAAGAUCAAGCAUAUCAAACGUGUAAACCACUUGACGAAAUUAACGGAUUUAUACUUCGUGCAGAACAAGAUCAGUACGAUUGAGGGCCUCGAUGGACUGACACAGCUACGAAAUCUCGAGCUUGCUGCGAACAGAAUACGAGGAAUUCAGAACCUCGAUACACUCACUGGCCUGGAGGAGUUGUGGCUUGGGAAGAACAAGAUCACUGAGAUCAAGGGCCUGUCGUCGUUGUCUUCGUUGAAGAUUCUCAGCAUCCAGUCAAACAGAAUCCGCGAGAUAUCUAGCCUCGAAGAUCUACAAACCCUGGAAGAACUAUACAUUUCCAACAAUGCUCUGAGCUCCCUCACCGGCCUGGAGAAAAACCAUAAACUAAGAGUGCUCGACAUCAGCAACAACACUGUUGCCAGCCUGGCUGGCCUGGGGCAUUUGGAGCAGCUCGAGGAACUCUGGGCAAGCUACAAUAAGAUUGAUAGCUUUGUGGACGUGGAGAAGGAACUAGCUGAUAAGAAACAGCUGACCACAGUAUAUUUUGAGGGCAACCCCGUGCAGCUGAGGCAACCAGCAUUGUACAGGAACAAAGUUCGACUGGCUUUACCACAGAUACAACAGAUUGACGCUACAUUUGUGAGAGUAACAUAG